UUUCGCCAGGGGGGCGGCCCCGCCCCGCCCUCCCAGCUCGUGAAGGGCGUCACUUCCGGCGUGUGCGUCCGGCGACCGUCCGGCGCGGGAUGGCGGCUCUACGGAGUUUGCUGUCGCGGAGCGUCGCCUCGCUGUCCAGGUACAGGCGGUGCGUUCCUGUCGUGGCUCACGUGAGGAAGCGCUGUUUCUCAGAGUGGAUACGACCAUGGCACAAAAGCGUGGCGGUGGGAUUUGGUGUGACACUGUGUGCAAUCCCCAUUGCACAGAAGCAGCGUUACCUGGGCGCACUGUGAAAUGGAGCAGUUUCGAAGGCCGAAGUUGGCAGAACGGUGUCGUCGCCCCGCAGUACCAGAAAUCGGAGCCCCACUCGCUUAGCAAUGACGCGUUAAUGAGGAGGGCCGUGUCUUUGGUAACAGACAGCACCUCCACCUUCCUCUCGCAAACCACAUACGCACUGAUUGAAGCGAUCACUGAGUACACUAAGGCUGUUUAUACCUUAAUUUCUCUGUACCGACAAUAUACAAGUUUACUUGGGAAAAUGAACUCACAGGAGGAAGAUGAAGUGUGGCAAGUGAUUAUAGGAGCCAGAGUUGAGAUGACUUCAAAACAGCAAGAAUACUUGAAGCUGGAAACCACUUGGAUGACUGCAGUUGGUCUUUCAGAGAUGGCUGCAGAAGCUGCAUACCAAACUGGAGCCGACCAGGCCUCUAUAACGGCCAGGAGUCACAUCCAGCUGGUGAAGUCGCAGGUGCAGGAAGUGCGCCAGCUCUCCCAGAAAGCGGAAACCAAGCUGGCAGAAGCACAGACAGAAGAGCUCCGUCAGAAAACACGGGAGGACGGGGACGAGCAGGCCGGGCCAGAGCAGGAGGCCUACCUGCGUGAGGAUUGAGGGCCUGCGCCCACUGCCCUGCCUGCCCACUCGGAAAGCAGAGGCGGACGCCAUCCUGUCCAGGGUCUGCACGGCCCUCUGCACACAGGAGGGAGCAGACCCUGCGCUGGCUGACGGGCCAGAGGCCCCUGAGAGCUGGAGCGCCUGCCCUGGCCUCCGGUCUUAGCCCAGGGCACUGCGCUGUGCGCCGUUUCCCAGCGGUGCAGCCACGCUCUCCCCACUGAUCUCUGUACCUCACAGCCAAAGCAUCUCGCCAGCCUGGGCCAGAGAGGGUCGUUUUCUGUCGUGUCCUUUAUGCUCAGUAGCUGUUUAACCUCACUUUUCCAUCUUAUUUACGUUUUCAAAUGUGAUUUAGUACUCGCUCCCUCCACAGGGGUGGAGUUUGGCGGGGAAGGGGUAGCCCAUCCAGUUAGUGCGCGUCCUUGCCAGAGUUCCUGACGCCCUCUCUGAUCAGGCUGCUGCUGAGGCGGAGUCUCAUUAAGGGAGGGAACGCAGUGCUGGCCUGUGUCCCCAGCAGGACCGAAUCUAACACGCCUCGGUUCCUCCUUUCCUUUAGUUUCUUCUUAUAUCCAAAGGAGAAGAAUUGUGUUUGCACUGAACAAA
This is a messenger RNA of Tupaia belangeri chinensis (Chinese tree shrew), 1492 nucleotides long. RefSeq names its product diablo IAP-binding mitochondrial protein (gene DIABLO). The record is from RefSeq and is a predicted model, not a curated record. The transcript has 7 exons. Lineage: Eukaryota; Metazoa; Chordata; Mammalia; Scandentia; Tupaiidae. Gene Ontology annotation, cellular component: mitochondrion. Gene Ontology annotation, biological process: intrinsic apoptotic signaling pathway in response to oxidative stress; neuron apoptotic process. Bases 206 to 889 code for a protein of 227 amino acids.